Molecule: messenger RNA, 6960 nt
Organism: Gymnodraco acuticeps
Lineage: Eukaryota; Metazoa; Chordata; Actinopteri; Perciformes; Bathydraconidae
Gene: srgap3
Product: SLIT-ROBO Rho GTPase activating protein 3
Exons: 22
Coding region: 518-3829 (1103 amino acids)
Biological process (GO): signal transduction; negative regulation of cell migration
Cellular component (GO): cytoplasm
Molecular function (GO): protein binding
Source: RefSeq, a predicted model, not a curated record
CUUUUAAAUUCCUGUUCCCCUGCAGCGCAAUUUGUCAGAGCGAAUGGUGUCUGCUUGCCUCGAUGCUCGUGCGCAUGUUACUUAAUGUUCCGUUAACAAUAUCUACUACAAUCAGGGUCUUGACUGCUUGAAAACCUCCAUGGUUCGCCCGGCUCUCUUCAUCAUGGUGUUAUUACAGUUGUGAGCUCGCUUGUGUCUUUUGUUUUUCCGGCUGAAGCUACUGAGUGGACUGGUACCAGGAGGAGGAGGAGGAGGAGGACUUGGUUCCCCUGCCUGAGGGAAAACCCGAGCAGAAAAAGACAAUAAUGCAACAUUGGACUUUGCUCGUGUGUUAUUUAUGUACUGAUAGGGUGUUUUGAACGGACUGCGGAAAUACAACACAUUAUUGCUUUUGUUUUCUUCAAUGCACGGCCACUAGAACAGAAUACGAGGAAAGCGCUGCAACGUUACAAGAUCAUCACCUCAGACCCAAGACAGUCCUCGACAAACAGGGUGUAACCCUAAAACCCGUGGCAGGAUGUCUUCUACGAAAUACAAGAAGGAUAAGGAGAUCAUAGCGGACUAUGAGACCCAAGUGAAAGAGAUCCGUAACCAGCUGGUGGAGCAGUUCAAAUGUUUGGAGCAACAGUCUGAGUCUCGGAUCCAGCUGCUGCAGGACCUGCAGGAGUUCUUCCGCCGCAAGUCAGAGAUUGAACUGGAAUACUCCCGCAGCUUAGACAAGCUGGCCGAGAGGUUCUCCUCCAAGAUCCGCAGCUCCAGGGAACACCAACAGUUCAAGAAAGACCAGCACCUGCUGUCCUCAGUAAACUGCUGGUACCUGGUGCUGAACCAGACGAGGCGAGAGAGCCGUGACCAUGCCACCCUCAGCGACAUCUACACUAACAACGUCAUCCUCCGCUUUGCACAGAUCAGCGAGGACAUCAUCCGCCUGUUCAAGAAGAGCAAGGACAUUGGGAUCCAGAUGCACGAAGAGCUGGUGAAGGUGACGAAUGAACUCUACACUGUGAUGAAAACAUACCACAUGUACCACACUGAGAGCAUCAGUGCAGAGAGCAAGCUGAAGGAUGCUGAGAAGCAGGAGGAGAAGCAGUUCAGCAAGUCCGGAGAUCUCAACGUUAACCUCCUGCGCCACGAGGACCGCCAACCAAGACGCAGCUUUGUCAGGAAAAUAGAAAAGAUAAAAGAGAAGAGGCAAGCAAAGUAUUCAGAGAACAAGCUGAAAUGCACAAAAGCCCGGAAUGACUAUUUGUUGAACCUGGCAGCAACAAAUGCUGUAGUGGCGAAAUAUUACAUCCAUGACGUCUCUGAUAUGAUUGAUUGCUGUGACCUGGGCUACCAUGCUAGCCUUGCACGCACUCUCAGGACCUACUUAUCUGCCGAGUACAACUUGGAGACAUCACGCCAUGAGGGACUGGAUAUCAUAGAGAAUGCAGUAGACAACCUGGAUAACCGCAGUGACAAGCACAAGAUCAUGGAUAUGCAUAACCAGGUGUUCUGCCCUCCAAUGCGCUUUGACUACCUGCCACACAUGGGAGAUGAGGUGUGCCAGGUGAGCGCCCAGCAGCCGGUCCAGACUGAACUCCUGAUGCGCUACCACCAGCUGCAAUCUCGCUUAACUACGCUGAAGAUUGAGAAUGAGGAGGUGAGAAAGACCUUGGAUGCCACCAUGCAGACGCUGCAGGACAUGCUGACGGUAGAGGACUUUGACGUGUCGGAUGCCUUCCAACACAGCCGCUCCACUGAAUCCAUUAAGUCCGUGGCCUCCGAGUCCUACAUGAGCAAGCUGAAUGUAGCCAAGAGGAGGUCGAACCAACACGAGACUGAAAUGUUUUACUUUUCUAAAUUCAAGGAGUACCUCAACGGCAGUAACCUCAUCAUUAAGUUGCAGGCCAAGCAUGACUUACUGAAGCAGACGCUGGGCGAAGGGGAAAGGGCUGAGUGUGGAACUACAAGGCCGCCCACACUUCCCCCUAAACCACAGAAAUUGCGGAAGCCUAGGCCACGCUCUUCGUAUAACCAUAAGCUGUUUAACGGCAAUAUGGAGACCUUCAUUGAGGAUUCUGGUCAACCAAUCCCACUGGUUGUUGAAAGCUGUGUAAGACACAUCAACCUAUACGGCUUGCAGCAGCAAGGCAUAUUUCGUGUGCCGGGUUCACAGGUGGAAGUCAAUGACAUUAAGAACUCAUUUGAGAGGGGUGAAGAUCCCUUGGUUGAUGACCAGAAUGACCAUGAUAUCAACUCAGUGGCGGGGGUGCUGAAGCUCUACUUCAGGGGACUGGAGAACCCCAUCUUCCCAAAGGAGCGCUUCCUGGACUUCAUCUCUACUAUCAAGCUGGAGACUGGAGCUGAGAGAGCUCAUCACAUCCAGCAGAUUACUGUGACGCUUUCCCGCACCAUCAUCAUCGUCAUGAGAUACCUUUUUGCUUUUCUCAAUCAUCUCUCCCAGUACAGCGAUGAGAACAUGAUGGAUCCAUACAAUUUGGCAAUUUGCUUUGGUCCAACCCUGAUGCCAAUCCCGGACGGAUAUGAUCCUGUAUCGUACCAGGCACAUGUCAACGAGGUCGUCAAGACCAUCAUCAUGCACCAGGAACUCAUCUUUCCCAAUCAACGUGAGCUGGACGGCCCCGUCUACGAGAAGUGCAUGAGUGGGGGGGAGGAGUACUGUGACAGCCCACACAGUGAACCAGGAACUAUUGACGAGGCUGACAAUGGAACUGAACCGCACACCAGUGAUGAAGAGGUUGAACAGAUUGAGGCCAUCGCUAAAUUUGACUACGUGGGACGCACUCCCAGGGAGCUGUCUUUCAAGAAGGGAGCGUCUCUGCUUCUGUACCACAGAGCAUCUGAAGACUGGUGGGAGGGACGCCACAAUGGUGUGGAUGGCCUCAUCCCACAUCAGUACAUUGUGGUACAAGAUCUGGAUGAUGCUUUCUCUGAUAACCUCAGCCAGAAAGCGGAUAGUGAAGCGAGCAGUGGACCACUGCUGGAUGAUAAGGGCUCAUUAAAAAAUGAUGCCCCUUCACCAUGUGAACCAUCACCUGAUUACAACUUUGGUGGAGUCAUGGGGAGGGUAAGACUACGGUCAGAUGGAGCUGCAAUCCCUCGUCGUCGGAGUGGUGCAGAGACCCACAGCCCAACCAGAGGGGCCGACACCCCGCCACGGGCUGCAGCCUGUCCCAGCAGCCCCCACAAGGUGUCCAUCAGCAAGGGGCAUAUUGAGAGCCCAGAAAAGAGGCGCAUAGGCACCUUUGGCAGUUCAGGAAGCAUCAACUACCCAGAAAGGAAGGCCUAUCCUGAGGGCCACCCUUUGAGACCGGUGCCUGGGGCCACUCGCCACAGCAGCCUCGGGGACCACAAAUCACUUGAGACUGAAGCUCUGGCUGAUGACAUAGAGAAGACUAUGAAUACAGCGCUUCAUGAGCUCCGGGAGCUGGAGCGACAGAACACGGUAAAGCAGGCUCCUGAUGUGGUGCUGGACACUCUGGAGCCCAUGAAGAACCCGGUGAGCUCUGAGCCCGGCAGCCCUCUGCACACCAUCAUGAUCCGUGACCCGGAUGCAGCCAUGCGCCGCAGCAGCAGCUCCACAUCCGAGAUGAUGAGCACUUUCAAACCCGCUCUCUCCGCACGGAUGGCUGGGGCUCAGCUGCGCCCCCCACCCAUGAGGCCGGUGCGCCCCCCUCCCACCCAGCACCGCUCCAGCAGCUCCAGCUCUUCAGGGGUCGGCAGCCCUGCUGUGACUCCCACUGAGAAGAUGUUUCCCAGUAACAGUACAGCUGCUGUUAGCAUGGGUACAUCCAGUGAUGCUGGAGAUAAGUCCGGUACCAUGUAGCAAAGGUAGAAUCUGCAAGGUGUUCAGGUUGUAAAGCUUGAAGUGUGGGAAAAGCUUAUGGAAAUGAGUGCUGAUGUGUGAGAAGCAGAUAUGGAUAUUUUCCUCUGUUUUCCGCCUGACUUAAUUCAUAUAUUCAGGAAGCUCUUGAAGCAAGCCUACAAUAUGUUGCCAUGGGGAUAAAGCGGUUAAAGAAGCUGUAGAGGUGUGAUAACGCAAAGCUCAACUCUCUUUGAAUCUUGAUCCAACUGAAGAAAAUGUUUAUAAGAAUACAUGUAAUUCAGUUUUACCUCGGUUUAAAAAUAAAGAAUCUCUGGCCAUAUUCUCGUUUCAGAGAUAAAAUGGAUGCAAGUGAAGCAAUACUUGUGUAACAUUUAGUAUUGCUUUGCACCAAGCACACAUUGUCCAGCUGACGUUUGAUUUACUCCUUCUGAAGUGUAUGAAGCACCUCAUCUGGACAAUGUCAACAUUCAGGCUAAAAUACCAUGUCUGCUUACCAUUGAGGUCACAUGCUUUAUGGCUGUACAUACAAACUUACUUGAAGUACCCAUGCUUUCUGUUUGUACUAUAAUAGAGUGGAUGUUAAGCGAAGUGGCCCCUUAGAGACAUUCUAUACUUCUGCAUGCUGGGUUUGGGUCAAAUUAGCAAAACAUUAAGACUUACAUCAUUUAGAAAUGUGUAAUGAUGUGGGACUUUCUUAUUUCCUCAUUGUAAGAAUAAGAAAUCAGUUUGAAACUAGUUUGAAACCUAAACUUCAAAAAGAAAAAUUCAGAUGUACACAUAUUUGAUUAAGAAACACAUGGGGAACUCUCAGUGUUACGUUUUGAACCUGCCAUGUGUGGGGUACUCUAGAUGUUGUACCUAAAUCAUUGCAUUCACUGCUUAAAAUAAACGCAUCCUGGCAUGAAUAUGAUCUCUGAAGCCUGAGAUGUACUAAUCUGACCUUAACAAAGCAAGUCAUCCUCCAAUAUAGUGUAUUGUUGGACUGUGGGCAGACUUAACAAAGCAAAUUCAUCAACUAAUCUAGGAAACCUGUGGUCAACCUGUACAUAAUAUAUAGCUAGAUUCUUUUUAAGUGGUCAGUCUUGUACAAAAAAAAGACAAAAAAGGUUGGCUGUAAAUGGCACUUAGAGUUAAGAACCCCAUAUAUCUGAAUAUUAUCAUAUUCAUUUAAGAACAAACAUAAUCUUUAACUGCUUAAAGUUCAAAUAAUAAACCUUGAACUGUCUGCUUUUGGGAAUAGUACAGUAGAAAACGGAUUGCUGUUGAACGGACAAGAAGCCUGAGUACAUUCUUUCUUUAUUAUCUUUAGACACACUUGCCCAUUUUCACACUCAGUUUGUUAAUCUUGAAUUGUUGCCACUUCAAAUUACAUUUGGGUGAUAUUAUUUCAUUAUAGGCAUAAUAAAAUACCCUCCGACAGUUCCUCUUUUAAAUUAAAAAUGUGAUACUCACCAAGAGGAACUAGCAACGUUGAUGUUGUGACAUACUGUUAUCAGAUUCCUUCCUUCCUGCCUUUUUCUGCUUCUUUUUGAUGAAUACAGUUAUGCUCUGACUGUAGACCAUUUAUUUAGUUGAAAGGAAACUAAACAGAUACAUUUCAGUGUUUAUAUCUACCAUACCUCUUGUCACUCUGACAACUCUAGUCCAGACAGAGACCUUAAUAUCCGCAUCCCAAAGAGUCUGCUGUGUGCUGCAUGUCUGACUCAUAUUCUGCAGCAGUUAAACAAUGGCUGUAUGUGGUGCCUUGCCUUGGUAAAAUGCACACAAUAACUCAAUAUUGGAUGUUUGUUUUUAGAGAAAUGGUUCUUAACAUUAACAGGGAUUGGAAAUGAUUAAUUAAACAGUUGCCAAAUAGUGAAAGGAACAAUGCUUGAUUGAGUAAAAUCAGUUUAAACAUUAGCAUGUAAACAAGGCCCUGAUUCCACUGUUAAUCUGCAGUCAGUCUGUAUAUUCUAAAGUGUUACUGAUGUACAUGUAAAUUGAACUCAUUUGCUUGUUGUCGAGGGAUUGAGUUUUAGGGAAGAGCGCUCCAACAACCAGUAAAAAAAAAAGGAAAUACAGCAUUUAAACUCAAACAGUGCCCUCACACCCUCUGCUGGUUCCUGCUGGUAUUGCCUCUUGUGACGCACUUUCCAUGGGCCUUUUAAUCUGGAGCUAAAAUAACAAUCACUAAUCUUUUCCAUAUAGUUUCAUGUGUUGGUCCUGGUUACAGUAUUGUAACUGUUAAAAUCUAUGAAGAAGAUGUUACUACAAAAGUCAUGUUUAUUAAAAAACAAAGAAAGCACACAAUUUCAAAAGGGUUAAAUUACCAUCAUUAUAUUUAACUAGACUGUUUUGUAUUUUAUUUAUAGACACUUGUUUGACACAUGCUUGAGUGCCUUUUGUGCACAACAUCAAUUUUUAUUGGACUUUUAUAUUUACUUUUUUUACUGUAAUAUGUUGUCUAUAAGUUGUCAUGUUUAUUAUAAACUGAUGUUGCGUUUUUAUCUUUACUUUCUACUGCUACUCAGUUGUCAAAACACCAUAAGAAAUGAAGCGUGUACAGAUAUUCCUCUCAUGAAUUAAAGAGUAAUAUUCAUGAAGUGCUCGUCAGUUUUUGAGGAAGAAUAGGAGUUAAAGAAACUACUGUAUAACAAGCUCUACUGGUGAAAUUCAGUAGAAUCAUCUCAGAAUAAUUCUCUCAUUUUUUAGUUUUCCCUGUGAACUGCCUGUGCUGUGGUUGAGCCGUACUCGUCAUUUAGCUCCUUCCCUUCAUUGCAUUAUUGUUGGUAACUCUUCCUCUUUUUACAGAGGUUAUAAGGCACUUAAUGCGCUGUUCUUCUCCCUACAGUACAUGUGACAUUUUACAAGGAAUGUAUGCUAAAAUGGGUAACACUGUUAGUCUGCUGCCGUGAGAAGAUAAUAAAUUAAUAUUGAAAAAGGACAUCACAGUAAGAGCGCAGACUUUGAUGUUGUGGGACCAGAGUGUGAGUUGCUGUCAUACUGUUUACCUUCUCUUUAAUUGUUUGUCUAGUGAUGCUGUUUGUUGAUGAGUGUCUGGUUGGUUGAAACCUUGUGAUGUAAUGUACACCAUACCACUGACUGGAUGUUGAAAACCCCUGCAUCCAAAUAAAACCAUUAUUGCUCUUUGA